This is a messenger RNA of Vitrella brassicaformis, 2808 nucleotides long. NCBI's taxonomy places the organism in Eukaryota, Vitrellaceae. The record is from the annotation of a GenBank genome assembly.
CGUUGGUCGCAGGCUGACAUAUCGCACUCGCAUGCGUGUCUGCACGUUUCAUGAUGGCCGGCUCGUCUACUAUGCAGCCAGGCUUUCCAUGUCUCACCCGAAUCUCUAUGGCGCUUUUCUCAAAAGUGAUGUCUGCUAUAUGCAUGCGUAUCGUUCCGUGUUUUCCGCAGUGGUGGGCACUAAUGUCAUCAAUCCAGCAGAUUCCCUUGCACGACGCAUCACUUUCCUUGUCAGCUCGCUACUUGCCUGUCUUUCCAUUUCUGUCUGACAGCACGUCGGCGAUCUGUCUCCCAUUCGAACACGUCAGAGACACUCCAAAAUCAGCUGCUGUCACUCGUGCACGAAGGAAAAAUGUGGGCAGAAGUCAGAGGGCUCGACAUGGACGCCAUCCGGAUUAACAACCUGCCGCAUCCAAGAGGCACAACGGAUUCAGCACACACCGCCUUUCAGUUGCUGGAAGCAGGUGUACCCUGGCCAUAGUCGCAUAGAAAAAGGCCAGAAUCCCUAGAGCGAUACUCAAGUUCGCCCACAGGCAUACAAGUGUGCGAUUCCACAGUACGCCCCUCUCUUCCUCUGAUCGCGUGAGUGGCAAAUUAUGCCACCUGAUCAUCACCUGGCGAGAAGAGCACAGAUUGACAAGAUAUGUAUUGGUGGUCGGCAUAGAUAUGUUGUCUUACAACAAAGAGGAAGGCCUCGGCAGCUGCCUCUAGUAAGACCAAAAUGAUCAGGGCGCCGAGUUCCUUAAGAAAGAUGCUGAGAGAAGGACCUGGCGGCAGUACUUGAUGGCCGACCAUUACAGCGAGAUUCGUGGCUACGAGGACAGUGCUCUCCAUUAGAGAAUACAUCUGAGCAGAGGAAGGGAUAAAGAGAGAAAGAGAUGGGGCAACGACAUGUUGUCGUCCGUCUGUGUGUAUCCACUCGUCAACUCACGUGCAUCUGCUCGGUCAGCUGACGAAUGUAUCGAGGUGUUAGCUCUAGUGAGGCGAAUCUGAAGCGAAAAGCAAGCCCCGCCACGGCGUCGGCCGGUGGCCUUCGCCGAUAUGUGUGCAUUUCGUGUGCCCGUGGUACGUACGCUGAGGUGACAGAGACGACGUCCCUGAAAGUCGAUGCUGAGCGCCUUAUCUUCUCGCCGAUGGAGCUUAUCGAUGAGCUCACGGUCGUCAUAACAGUGCCUUGCCGUUGGAGAAAUGCAGACCCCGUUUCACGAUUAUCGAUCGUGUCUGUCACGUCGACUUUCAUAUUGUCACAUGAUUCGUCAGGGGCCUUCGUACAGCGGCCAGAGAGAAAGAAUCGUUUUGCGCCGACGUACAGCAAAAUGCCUGUAUGGCACACGCUGAGUAGAAGAGAGGUCAUGAAUGCCCGUCCUUUUCUCAUCCGGUGCCUACCGUGAGGCAGAAACAGGUCGGUAAUAAGAUCAUAACUAUAGGAGACAGAAAGGGGACCGUGUGCUUCUUGCUGUCUGGCUGUUCCGUCCUUCUUACAGUAACCUGACAAUCAAGAUCGAAUUCAUGACCUUGCUGCCGAAGCUGAUCAUUCUUGCCUAGAGUCAAGUAAGGGGCACGCAUAAGAGCUGGUGACACGGACAGAGAACCAUUACCUGAAGGACCCUGACAAUUCCAACAUCCCACAGAACCAAGCAGGGAGAGGUUCAGGAACAAACACACCACAUAAGCGCGUUUUCGUGCCCACCGGGGUAUCACCAAAUAAGCGGACGCGAUUACUGAAAUCGGAGGAGCCCCAUACGUUGGCGGUCCAUCCUGAUUAACAGACACGUACAAAUUAAGCUCGGUUCCAUCGCUAUAUACCUGUCAAGGUAACUCACCCGUAUGGACCGCAAGAGUUUGUUCGCUGUGUGUGCCCGACAAAAAUGCAGACACAGAAAGACACAUGCAGACGAGUAGGGAGAUGUGUUUGUACUUAGACCGACCCAGAGACACGAGCGGCCACCCGACAAUCAGAGAGAUUAACGCCAGCUGGGUCCUUUGAUUAUCAUCGUGCAGCGCCACCCCAACUGGCAAGACAUAUUGCAGAUAUAUUUGGCCCUGCAGAAAGCCGAGACAGGAGACACUUGCAAGCUUCAGGGCGUAAUCCUGUUUGUUCUUCAUUCCGGUGGCCCCAGCAAAGCUCCGGAAAUAGGCAUAUGGUGCCACAACAAGGCAGCACCACCACAUGAUAGCGAUCACAUUUCGCCUCCACAUGACAUCCCAGCGGGCGUGAUUGGCCACAGAAAUGAGAAUGGACACGAUCAUUGGAAUACCGAAUAUGAAUCGAGAUCUCCACAGCCGAGACACGAUCCUCCUCCCGCUGCAUCCAUCGGUGACGUGCACAACCACCAGGAUUAUCAGGAAUGCAACCAGAAUUCGACGCACGACGUCAAAAGCGAUCCCCAGGAUACCCGUCGAUUCGCAUGGACGAACGCAAAUUAGCAACAGUGCAACAAUACACAGGCUUACGCCGACGGCCGCCGCCAGCUGCCAUAGAAUAACUCGAAGGACUCGCUUGAUGGUCGUCUUAAGCGGCUCUGGGCUGAAAUGCGCGCCGACAAGCACUUCUGUUGUGCUGCCGUCAGGAUGGCUUAUCGUCUUGUACUCGAGAAUUGUUGGAUGUUCUUCGUAUGCCGCUUCGUAUCCUGCAGCCUCCCUGGACAGGCAGGGAGAACAGAGAGGCGUUCAUUUGAGGCAAUUCGGUAAUAUCAUACCUAAAGUCCCGUACCGACUCCGUUAUCGCACGCUCCUCACGACGCAACUGACGACGAGAGGAUUCUCUCGUGUCGACGUGUUCCUCGGCAUCUCCUCUGUCAUCACUCAU